Messenger RNA from Olea europaea var. sylvestris, 345 nucleotides. RefSeq lists its product as uncharacterized. The record is from RefSeq and is a predicted model, not a curated record. Bases 1 to 345 code for a protein of 114 amino acids. NCBI's taxonomy places the organism in Eukaryota, Viridiplantae, Streptophyta, Magnoliopsida, Lamiales, Oleaceae. The transcript has a single exon.
AUGACACAUUUAGCAUUCCACUGGUGGCCAAAAACCACUUCAGCCACCGCAAGUGGUGGUGGUGAUGCUCAUGGAUCGUCGGAAAAUGCAUCUACACGUAACUGCUGUGGCCUAUCCAACUUAAUGAGAAGAGUACUCAAAAAACGAAGCAAAAUGUUGCGUACUACAAGCAGGCAACCAUCGUUCCAAUGCCGAUACGAUCCAUUGAGUUAUUCUCUAAACUUUGAUACAAGUGGCUCCGGUAAUUUAUCAGAUGAAGAUUACUACAAAUUCUAUUCCUUCUCGUCGAGGUUUGUUGCUGCGACAAGAACUGACUGCCAAAGACUAGUGACUGCUUCCCACUAG